AGAUGCAGCGUGGUCAGAAUAAUCUGAGAAUUUGGCACUCCUGUUAGGUUCGAGUCAAAAAAAAUUCUUUAUUUGGUUUCACUGACCAAAGCCUCUCUCCACUUUCUUCUUCAACACUUUUCCACAGCCCUGUUUUACUCCUAUCCUCAUAAUGGUCGUCGUUGAUCUAGUCAAAGGACUCGAGACUUGGAACAUCAACCAACAGUCCGAUUCCCCUCUCUUUACAAAGCUGCCACCGGAGCUUCGCCUCACCAUUUUCACUCUUGCGCUGGCUCAAGAUUGGAAGGAGCUUGGAAAUGGUGUAUGCUUGCAUGGUGACUACGACUUCCGACUGCGUCACGACCACGACGGCGAUCCUGAUGAUGAUAUCCGAGAUGAGCUAGAGAAUGGGAGAGAGGACUACUGUGGACAUCGACGCCCUAGCAAUGGACGCAUGUGCUUCCCGGAAGCCACUGGAGGCGUUCUUUGGUUUAAACCAUACCUCUCUCCCAAGCUGCUGGCCACUUGCCGUCGUGCAUUUGCCGAGGGACAUAAGCUCAUCUACGAAGCAGAGCGCUGGCACAAAGGGUACUAUGUGCUACCUCCAAAUUUGCCCCGGCGGUUGGAUCCGAGCUGGUCUGGCUAUGAUUCAUCAACCGAAAAUGGGUACGGAUUCUAUCACACGUACCCCACGGGAUACUGGAGCCGACAAAGAGCGGACUGGGAGCACCCAUUCAAGAGGAUCCGUAUGGCCCAUGGACUCCACGAAUAUUAUAAAUUCCUGCGCAGAACUUCCUAUCCCCAGUACUGGGACAUGCGUGGCUUCAACACCAAAUACUUUCAGUUUAGUAGGAUGGAGCACUUGCGCAUCUCACCAGAUGAUCGGCAAGCCUGGGACGGUCGGGACAUAGGACGACAAGGUGAAUUUUACGGAAAAACAUGGUGUCCACUGCUCAAGCGAACUCAUUUGGAUUUUAUUGACUCUAGCCCGCUCCGCAAUAUCAUUGCGAUGGGGAAGAAACUUUUGGAAUCCAAAGAACAACAGAAUCAGCAGCAACAAGCAGACCAUCAAGAACAGGCCAAGUCCGCCCCGAGUCGCCCAGAAUGGAUCACGCCACCCCCAGAAGGUCUGCCCUGCAGUUACCCCGUCGGCUCGUGGGCGCGAGAGUUUGUCAACAUGCCACAUAUCCGUACCCUCACCAUGGAUUUCCACUGCGACCAGACCCAGCGCAUCCCCUAUGAGGCCUGGAUCGAGGAGGUGGUCAUCAAAACGUGGCGCUUCCCCUUGAACCCGAAGCACCACCAAGGCUACCAUUAUCUUUCCGCCGAGGGCAACCCCGUCCGGAAACUAUCCUGGCGCGGUGCCGAAGGUCAUGUAGAGAACAUAUGCACCGAAUGUGGAGCAGAUCGAGUGCUGUGCCACAAUGACGCAGAUUGGUGCCAGUCGUAUAAACUUGUAGAGGAACGGGCUCUCAUUGGGCGUGGGUUACGCAUGUACACUUGGACAGUUACCUGGACACGGAGGAAGUAUGAAGGACCCGAGGUUUAUCCAUACAAUGGGUGCGUGGAGGUUGACGAUGACGACUAUCAGGACGAAUGGGACUCGGAUAUGGACAGUGAGGACGAGGCGAAGUGGGAGUUCUAUACCGAUUGGUCUGGCAACGAAUGGAGGCCCCCAGCUUAAGAGAAGAGGGGAAGUGGUGAUGUUUUACCGAUCUUAUGGGCAAGGAAGGGAGGUAAUAAAGGUUUUAGAGUGAAGCUUACGAUUAACACAUUGAGAAAAGUUUCAUACGACGCCAGAUUUUUAGAACUAAAAACGUCAAGCUGAUUUCAACUCAAGAAGACUCAGAGUCAAUAUUGCCCAGGCCAAUAUAAAACUUGAGCUCGACCUCAUUGCUGU
Messenger RNA from Pyricularia oryzae 70-15, 1879 nucleotides. RefSeq lists its product as uncharacterized. The record is from RefSeq and is a predicted model, not a curated record. NCBI's taxonomy places the organism in Eukaryota, Fungi, Ascomycota, Sordariomycetes, Magnaporthales, Pyriculariaceae. Bases 152 to 1663 code for a protein of 503 amino acids. The transcript is spliced from 2 exons.